GGGCCGAUCGCACGGCUCACUUGCCGACUCGAUCUUGUGUGGUGUGUGCGCAUAAUAUAAGUUAAACUUUUUUCCCAACCGUUUGUGUGGUAUUUGAGCAACGUUGGAGCCGCGUUUUAGUUGACUGCUAAGUGCAUUCAGGCGAACGGCUUGCGUUUGUCGGCUUCGCACGGUCGUUCGGCGCGAUCGCUGAUCGCAUUGCAAAGUACAACGCGCGCUUUGUUUUUUCAGCAACAAAAGUAGAGUCUACAAAUAUAAAUAAUAUUGCGCUCAAGUAAAAAUAGAACGCGCGAAAAAGAGUUUAUAAUUACAAGGUAAAAAGAAGGCAAACACGAGAACUUUACAGUCGUUUUUUAACAUACCAAAGGAGGCGUAUCCAAAGGCAGACACACGCACACAGGGUUGUUUACGGCGUCGAGUGUGUUGAGUGCAUUGCGAACGUCGACAUUUGUGAGCCGAAAUUGAAACGCCGCGCAACUUUCGGCAACUGCUGAAUGGGCAGUUUUCUUUUCGCGCAGAAAAUAUAAAAACUAAACAAGAAUCCAAAGUGAAAAUGAGCAAAAAACGAAAGCCAAGAACUUGUGCACAUUGGACCGCAAAACGCGCUGACCGAGCGCUUGCCCCAAGCCGCCGCGACGUCAUCUGGGUUCAACGGGUAGCAGCCGCAUUCAGAGCCUACGAAGGACCAAAAUGCGUCGCCUCCGCUCGAAGAUAGCUGGUGCUGGGAGCCAGAUAGCGUCAAAUUCGACAACGACCACUCGUCCCAAUCCUCGAGCAGUGGCAAUGGCAAUGAAAUGGUCAACAUUACCCUGGAGGAGGUACCGCUGGGUCAUAGCGCGCAGACUUCCUCCAGGAAACGUGGUGCCAAUGAACAGACCGCUACGCUACAGAAGCGCAACAAGCAGUUGGAGGAGGAGAAUAAACAGCUGAGUUUGUCUCUCGAUGAGUUGGAUAGUCAACAUAAUCUGGCCAUGCAGAAUGUGCUUGAGCUGAAAACUGAACUUCAGGAGAAACUCAGUGCUGUCACCACUAGCUAUGAGGCCUUGAAAAAGGAGCACGCUGACAAAUUCAUUAACAGUGAACUCGAGAUGGCGCGUUUAAAGAAGCAGUUGGAUAGUACGAUGCAGCAGCAGAAAGGUUUGGAGUCCGAGAACCAGCAGUUGCAGAUGCAGGUCACCAACUAUGAAGCCGAGGUAAAGAAGUCCAUUGAAGACAUGGCCGAUUUGCAGGCGCUGCUCGAUAAGAAGACGCAAGAUAAUGUGGAAUUAAUUGAAAAGGUUAAGUCAGCUGGGCGCCUAGCAGAUAAGUCUGCAGACCAACUGAUGGAGCUACAACAGCGUGUGGACCAGCUAACGAAAGAGCUAGAGGAUGCAAAGCAAGUAAAAGAGAAGAAAACAUCCGAGUCUUCAACCAGUUCAAUGGGCAAACACAGUGACGACGAAUUCAUUGUGGUGCGUGACGGUGAUGCCAACUCAUCUGGUCCAGCCACGCCGCCCACAAAGGAGGAGCUUAAGGACAAGAUUGUGCAAUUAGAAAAUCGCGUUUCAGAAUUGACAUUGGAAAACGGCAGUUUAGCGCUAAAACUGCAGGACAGUGAGAUGGAGAAACAGCUGGCGUUGACGGUAAUGCGUGAGAAUGUGCAAGAGCUGCGGACGCGUUGUGAAGAAACUGAUACAGCUCUCAAGUUAGCAAGAGAAGAACUCGAAGAACAACAAGAAAAUUUGGAGUCUUUGAAAGAAAAGGCGGCGGAAGCUGUCAUCGCGCAACAACAAUUAAAAGCUUUGGCCGAGGAGAAAGGCAAGAUCGAAACAGAGAUAUUAAAUAUGAAGGAAAAUUUGCAGAACGUUUUAGAACUGGAGAAGAGACUGUUGUUUUCCGAGAGUGAAAAAGAAACUCUUCAGAUAGAGUUACAGAGAGUGCGUGCUACACAGGAGCGAAUCACAGAGUUAGAAAGUAAAGUUCAAAAUCUCAUAGUGGAAAAUCAACAAUUACGCCUGAAUGCAGAAGCCGAAACCGAGACGCAGAAUUACAGCGCGGAGUUAGCCGAACGCAUCAAAUCAUUGAAUGAGGAAAACGAAACCUUGCGCGCCGAAAUAGAGUCUAUAGCACAUUCGAAGUUUAGUGAAGCCAUUGCAGAAGAGAAGCAAGAAAUCACUGAUCUAGAUGCCGACGACGAUGAGCCCCUGACUGUUGACAAAAUAAAAGAGCUGCUUAGCUCACACAUCAAGUCAAAACUCACCGGUGAAAUGGAGGAGGCCUGUCGGGCAGUGCAAGAACGUAUUACUAGAACCGUUAACGAAAUGGAACGCAAAAUAUCUCGUUUGUCCGAAGAACUACUCGAUCUGCAGGAUAGUAAACUAGUUUGGGACCAUGAGAAAAAGACGCUAGAAGCAGACAUUUCACAAUACAUACUACAAUGUGAUGAGCUAAUGAAGAACAACGAGAUACUGCUGAACGAGUUAGAGAACUAUAAGCGCAACAAGCUCGAGACGAUACAGGAGCACAAUGAGCAGAGCGUUAUGGAUUUAGAAGCCGAGUUAGAAGAAGCCUCGAAAAUGAACGAGACGUUAGAGCAGGAAUACGUAGAACAGAAAGAGAAGAACGAAGAGCUCGAGCGAGAGAAACAGACGUUGACUGAGCAAUUGCGCGCCGCCCAAACACAGUGUGAAGAAUUGCGCAGUGCUGAGAAAGAGCUUAAAAUACAGCUUGAAACAUUGGAAAUCGAAAAGGGAAAUAUGCUUUUCGAAUUGAACGAGCAGAAAUCAUUGGACUCUAAGCAAACUGACGACGAUGUGCUACUGAAGAGCGCCGAGGAGAAAUGUCAAAAUUUAGAGAGCCAAUUGGCGCAUCUGAGCAAAGAUCACGCGGAUUUGGUAGCGGCCCUGCAGACACAGAAAACAGCAUUGCAGGAAGCUAUAAUGAAACGAGAGGAAGCCGAAAAAUGUCUUCUGGAAAAAGAUAUGCUAAUAAAGCGCCUAGACGAAAACCUGAAAGAGGAUCUUAGCAGUGAAAUGCAGAAGAAACUCGAUAACCUCACUUCGCUUAAUCACGAGUUAAAGCAGGACUUAUUGGCGAAAGACAUAGUGCUAGAAAGUCAGAAGAAGAAAUUGCUGCAAGCUCAAGCCAAUUUGAAUGUGUCCGAUGGUAAAGUGCACGAACUCGAAGAGUUAGUAGCAGAAAAAGAGAAAGCAUUGGAGACUUCGCGUAUACUACUGGAUGAGAGCGGAAAGGCAAAGGACGAACUAAGUGAAAAGUUACGGCAACAGAAAGUAAAUCUCGAACAGUUAAAGCAACUGAAGCAGGAGAAAGAGACUCUUCUGAACGAAUUCGAAGAGCUCAAGAAGAAGUGUGAAGCGCAUAGCGACGAGCUGAAGGCGUUGCAAGAAUCAGCUGUCACAUCCACCAGCAAUGAUGCCUCCGCAAUCACACGCAUUGCCCAACUGGAAGCCGAGCUCUUGGCAACAGUUGAACUGCAGAAGUCCGUCGCAACGUUGAACUACGAGAAGAACGAAAUGAUUAAGGCGUUGCAGCAGAAGCAUGCCGAGAACAUGCAAUACUACACCGAAAUCCAACGCUUGCAGGGAAUCCUGCAACAGCAGCAACUACAAACCACUCAAGCGACAACUUGUGCUAAGUGCACGACGCAUGAGAGCACGCUCAGCGACUUGCGUAAAGAGUUGGAAAAGCAGCAGGAUCAAAUAAAAUUCCUCAAAGAGAAGUCCGACAUAUUAACGACCAAUUUGUUGACGGAGCAGACCAAUCAGCGGCUGGUGAAGCAGGAGAAGACGGAGGUGGAAGAGCAGAACGCAGCCAUUCGUAAGGAUUUGGAGCGACUACGAGAACAUUUGCUGGAGAUCGAAGACCUACACACACAGGAGACGGUCGAAAUGCAGCGGGAGCUGGAGGAGACCAAGGCGAAAAUGGUUGCGCUGCAGGAUGACGUGGCGAAAUCAAGCAAUGCAUACACAUCGGCAAGUAUACGCGCCAAUCAGCAUGCCGAGACGUUACAAGCGCAGUACGCCCUUGUACUACAGCAGCGCGACGAGUUAGUGAACAAGCUGAGCUUGGCCGAAGAUCGAGAGUCGAAGAAUCAGGCGGCGUUGUGCAAUCUGCAGUGCGCGCUCGAGCAGUUCCAAAAUGACAAGCAGAACGACAUCAAAGCUGCCACCCACAGCAUACGUAAGGAGUUGCAGCGGGAGCAGCAGAAGCAGGCGCAGUUGCAAGCGGAGAUCGGCGCCUUGCAGCAGCAGCUGGGCGAGGCCAAGCAGGGCCUGUGCGCCGCGGCACGGCUGGGCGACCAGUUGGAGGCGUGUCAGCGCACAAUCGCAGUGCUGCGCGAAGAAGUUGAAACACUGAAGCAGCAGAAUGAGCAGCUAUCCACGAAGCUGAAGCUGAGCGAGUCUAGUCAGUCGGACAAAAUAGAGAAGAGUCUCAUAAAGAGCUUGCUGAUCGGCUAUGUGGUGAGCAGCAAUCCGAAUGACAAGAAUCAAGUGCUGCGCAUGAUUUCGUCUGUGUUGGACUUCUCGCAAAGCGAAUCGGACAAAGUGGGCCUGAACAAGCAGCAGUCAAGUUGGCUGGGCGCCAUACUGGGCGGUGGUGCAAGCGCGCAAGGUGUACAUUCCAAGGAGAAUUUGGUGCAGGCGUUUGUGCAGUUUCUCGAGCAGGAGUCACAGCCUAAGCUCGAUGACGCUAACAUGCCCAAUUUAUUGAACAUCACUCAACAAAGUAAUCCGCCAGCAGGAUCAAUCAGUCAGUCCGCCCGCCGCGUAUCCACAUCGAGCAACAGCGGUGCAGCUGCUGGGACCGCCAGCAUGCCGGCGCCCAUUCCUAUCCAGCCCCUACUGGUGAAUGACUUUGCACCGUCGCGCAAUUCCAGCUCAAUUCUAAAGGAUAUUUUGAAUGAUUCUUGAUUGUUGUAAGAUCCCUUCUUGCAUUUCAUGCUGUAGUUACCUUUAUUUUUUUACUCAUACUUUACUCUAAAAUACUUGCAAACCACUUUAGCACUUUUGCAUCGGGGUUAAAUCCUCUCUUAGAAUUAGUAAGUGUACCUACAAUAGAUUUUUUUGUUUCUGCGUAAAAGUGUUUUCUGUAUCUGAUCUGUUAAGUCUUCUAUUUUUUAUUUUUAAUUUUCAGUAUAUAUAUAUUUGUAUUGUUCGCUAUUUGGUCUAGUUAUAAAUGAAUGUAAAUAAAUUAUGUAUAAUAAAUA
Molecule: messenger RNA, 5206 nt
Organism: Bactrocera latifrons
Lineage: Eukaryota; Metazoa; Arthropoda; Insecta; Diptera; Tephritidae
Gene: Gmap
Product: thyroid receptor-interacting protein 11
Exons: 6
Coding region: 795-4910 (1371 amino acids)
Biological process (GO): endoplasmic reticulum to Golgi vesicle-mediated transport; Golgi organization
Cellular component (GO): Golgi apparatus
Molecular function (GO): small GTPase binding
Source: RefSeq, a predicted model, not a curated record